GCGGCCCGGCGACGCGCGCGCUUUGGCCGCAUACACAGCGCCUGGACGACGGCAGGCGACACGGAUCGCUGUCAACAUCAUAAAUAUCACACAGCAGUCGACCAGCAAGUGAGCGCUACUGGAGAUGGCUAGGUGGCGCCCUGAGUCUAUUUGAUCUCCCUGGCUCAAUGCCCCCGCGCGCGCGAAGCGAUGGCCCCGGCGGCGCGCGCGCGCUCGGACGCGACAGAGCUGUCACGCGCGCCGCCGUUCGCCCGUCGCCGCGCCGAAACUGACCCCUCGUCCCCCGCGCAGCGCCUACGGCGGCCCGACCAGUUCCCUAAACGGCAGCGGCCCCGUCGCCCACGAGACCGAGGCGCGGCAAUUGAGAAGGAAGGCCGAGACGCUGUUGAGGGCCGGCGGCGCGACGCCCGAGAACGCCUUUUCAUUAGCAUUGGAUUCCUUUUUCGCCGGUAGAGGCGCACCAGAGUCGGAUAAAGCGCUGGUCAAGGCCUAUGCGGUGGAAUUACAACAACGAGAGUCCGUAGAUGUCGCGUACACGGCGGCGUUGGACGCUUAUUUAAAUGGCGCCGCCGCGUUCCGCGCGCAACGAGGAGCCCCGGGCCCGCCCGGGACACCACCACCAAAAGUCGGGUCCAUCGACGCGUCGUCGCUCAUGACGCGCGCCGAGCGGCCGGCCAUGAACUCGCCCAUGGCGUCGAAUCGAAGGCGGGCGCAGCCCGCUGAUCAGGCAGAAUUGCAGCAAGCCGCGCAGCCCGACGUGAGCAUGGGCGAGGAGGUCGACGAGGACGAGGAUGAUGAAAGUGCCGGUGAUUUCGACCCUUACUUAUUUAUGAAGCAUCUCCCACCCAAGUCAGCGGCGUGCCGGGAAGGCUGGGACGCGGCGCACCCGCGGUUGCCUCCUAAUCAAACGAGGAAGCCCGUCACACUCGUGCUGGAUCUCGACGAGACGCUAGUGCAUUCUCAGAUGGAGCCGAGGACCGACGCGGACUUCGUCUUCGACGUCCAGCUGUGCGGCGUGACUAGCACGGUCUACGUGAAGGCGAGGCCGCGCAUGGCCGAGUUCCUGGAUUAUGCGUCGGAGCGCUUCGAGGUCGUGAUAUUUACGGCGUCGCACCGGGCCUAUGCCGAGACUUUGCUGGAUAAGAUCGAUCCUAGGAGGACGAGGAUCCAACAUAGACUAUAUAGGGACGCGUGCGCUACCGUAGAUGGACUGUACCUGAAAGAUCUAGACGUUCUUGGGAGAGACUUGUCGAAGGUCGCGAUAGUGGACAACACGCCGUACGUGUUCGGCUUCCAGCCGGACAACGCGAUCCCCAUCGAGUCGUGGUACGACGAUCCUCAAGAUAGGGAGUUGGACGACCUGCAGCCGCUGUUGGAUCGGAUGCGCGACGCGCGCGACGUGCGGCCUCUAUUGGUCGAGGCGUUCGGCAUGCGGCGGCGCAUCGAGGACGCGGACGACUCCAUGCUCCAGGAGGGCUGGGUCGCGUCCUGAUUGUCUCGUUUCGUUCUCUCUCGGCAUUCGUAGUUUAUUUCGCGCGUGUAACUAUGGGUCUCUUA
Pelagomonas calceolata is the source of this 1557-nucleotide messenger RNA. Lineage: Eukaryota; Pelagophyceae; Pelagomonadales; Pelagomonadaceae. The record is from the annotation of a GenBank genome assembly.